Stegodyphus dumicola is the source of this 1768-nucleotide messenger RNA. RefSeq lists its product as uncharacterized. NCBI's taxonomy places the organism in Eukaryota, Metazoa, Arthropoda, Arachnida, Araneae, Eresidae. The record is from RefSeq and is a predicted model, not a curated record.
GAAUUAGGAUAAAAUAUAGAUGACGAUUCAGACCGUUAUGGCGUACAGAUACUGAAAACGGAUGACAUCGAAUUUGCGGCAGAGUUGGGAAUAUCUUCUGUACCGUCAUUUGUAUAUUUUGAGAACAUGAUUCCAAGCAUUUACGAUGGAGACCUCAUGAGCGAAGAAGAUCUCCUGCAGUGGUUAAUUGAGCAGAAAACAGAAGACACCAUAGAAAAUAUCAACAGAGAUAUGUUAUUCAGGAUGAUCGAAGAACAGGAGUACCUAGCAAUAUAUUUCUAUAAAGAAAAUGAUAAGGAGAGCAAAGAAAUACUAAAGCACUUGGAACAAAUAGAUGAUGACUGCAGCGAUUACGAAGUGCAAUUAUUAAAAAUGUCCGACAAUCUUAUGGCAAAAAAAUACAGAGUUCGAAAUCCUCCUGGUCUAGUUUUCUUUCGUCACGGCAACCCUAUUACGUACCCUGGUGAUUUAACAGAUGAAGAGGAAGUUCUUGAGUGGUUGACGAGCCCGGAUAAUAUGGAAAGCAGCGAUGCUAUUGAAAAGGUUAACAGAAGAAUGCUGGAAAGGGUUCUUGCUCGAUGUGACUACCUUGCUGUGUUUUUCUAUAGAAAAUCGCAUUGCCGUAAAUGUGGCAAAGCACUGGAGGAGCUCGAAAACAUCGAUGACGACGCGGAGGCAGAAGGCAUCCAUUUCGUGAAAAUAGAAGACGACAAAUUAGCUAGAUCCUUCGGAGUUUUCAACAUGCCUGCUCUCGUCUUCUUUCGAUUUGGUGAUACAGAGGAUGCUGUGGUUUACGCUGGUGACUUGAAGAAUGGCUCAGACAUUCUGGAUUGGCUGAUUACACAAAAAGAUCCCUCUAGCGACAUGAUUGAAGAAAUGGACGGAGACGAGCUUGAAGAACUGAUAGAAACGGCAGACUUUCUUGCGGUAUUGUUUUAUGAUCCCGACGAAGAGGACUGUCCAGAGUGUCAAGAAACUCUUGCUGAUCUAGAAAAUAUCGAUGACGACACCGACAGGCAUGGAAUAUUAUUUGUUAAAACCACGGAUGACAGCAUAGCUGCGGAUUACGGCAUAACGAAAUUUCCCGCUCUUCUGUACUUUGAGAACAAUGUUCCUAGCAUAUAUGAAGGUGAUAUUGCAGCUGAGGAGGAAGUUCUUCAGUGGUUAAUUCACUCCAAAUCCGAAGACACCAUUGAAACCGUGAAUAAGGAUAUGUGCGAUAAACUUAUCGAAAGCACACCAUACCUCGUAGUAGUAUUCUAUAAACCACAAAAUAAACUAUCAGAAGAAAUCUUAGAGCAUUUGGAGAACAUUGAUGGAUUUACCGAUGAGUACGGCAUACAAAUGGUGAAAACACAAGAUAAUACUGUCGGUAGACGUUACGGAGUGAAACAGUUUCCUGCUUUAAUUUAUUUCCGGAACGGCCACCCAAAUGUAUACAAAGGAAACCUUAGGAAUGAAGAGGCUGUUCUGGACUACAUUCUGAGCGAGAAUACCUUACAGCUUCCAGAAGAAAUUGAAGAAGUCAACGGUAAAAUGCUGGAAAAACUUAUUGAAAAAUAUCAACUGCUGGCCGUUUAUUUUUACGAGAAGGAAUGCGAGGAAUGCAUAGACAUUUUGAAAGAACUCGAAGAGAUCGAUGAAGAAGCUGAUUUGUUUGGGAUCGGCUUUGUUAAAGUAAGCGACCCAGCUUCGGCUGUCAAGUGGGGAGUUCACAGUGUUCCGACCCUGGCCUAUUUCAGGAAGAGAGUACCAGUUUUCUAUGAAG